Molecule: messenger RNA, 1341 nt
Organism: Ictalurus furcatus (blue catfish)
Lineage: Eukaryota; Metazoa; Chordata; Actinopteri; Siluriformes; Ictaluridae
Product: free fatty acid receptor 4-like
Exons: 3
Biological process (GO): G protein-coupled receptor signaling pathway
Cellular component (GO): membrane
Molecular function (GO): G protein-coupled receptor activity
Source: RefSeq, a predicted model, not a curated record
UGAAGUAAUGUAGUAAUCACAUAGUCAAGCCAGCUAGCGAGCGCUAAUGACAUAUUAGAAAAUCAGUAGAGAGCUUGGAUUCCACCAACCCCCUGCAAAGUCCCCCAAAAUAGAGCUGUACGUGCCUUUUUAUAUCAAGAAUUAGUUUAUAGGGUUCAGGGCGGUACAGUUUUAUAUGGAUUUAGCAAACAGCUGCAGGAAAAAGGAAGUCAUAAUUAUGGUAGGCGGGGUUAUACUAAAAGGGAUGAUGCAAGGAGUUUAACUCCACAAAAGAUCCCAGUUCUAGCGUCACAGUCCGUGUCUCAGUGAGGGAAGAUGUUACUCUUGAUUGAACCUACAUCCCAUCUCCUUGUGCAGAACUUCUCCUAUUUCUCCUACUUCUCUAAACUCCAACAUUCAUACUGGUUUGUACCAAGAAUUGAGACCAUGGUUCUACUGAUCCUCUUUUCAGUCUCAGUGGUUGGCAACCUUGGUGCGCUUAUACUGGUCAUCCAAGAGAGGCGACGAGCUAACAACACCAUCUUGACCUUGAACCUUUUUCUCGCUGACCUUUUGUUUGUCAGCACUGUCCCUUUUGUCAUUACUGUGAGGUGGACCAAGGCAUGGAAACUGGGCUCUGCUGCCUGCUACUUGAUCAUGUACUUUAUCAGCAUGAGUGGCAUUGUUACCAUCACCACGCUGGCCGACAUCAGUAUUGAGAGACUGCUUGCAAUCUUGAAGAUGGAGACUACACCCAGCCUAAAUCCAAGAUGGAUACUUGGAGUGCUGCUUCUUAUCUGGUUCUUCUGUGCUGUUGCAAUGUUACCGCUCUCUCUGUUCUCCAGGGUGAUUCCAGUCAGCUCCUCUCAAGAGGGAGAAAUGCAUAUAUGUGCUCUGAUAUGGCCACAUUUAAUGGGCGAGGUUGUGUGGUGUGCUAUCUUAUUUGCAUUAGGCUUCCUGGUACCGGGUUGUAGCAUUGUAAUCAGUUACACCAAAAUCUUACAGAUCAAGCAGCGUUGCAAAAGGAAACUUCACACGACCACUUCACAAAGACAAGCACAGUCAAGUGCAGUGUCUAAACAGGACUUCAAACUUUUCCGUACACUCCUUAUUCUCAUGAUUUCCUUCUUCAUCAUGUGGAGUCCCAUCUUUAUCUUCACCUUUCUCAUUCUUACACACAACUUCCAAGUCCAUCUUCCCAUAACCUCCUCCAUGUUUGUGUGGGUGCUGACCUUUACCCUGGCUAACUAAGCCCUUAACCCUGUCCUCUACAGCCUCCAGCUGAGGCAUAAAUGGCAAAGGCUUUGCUGUGCAACAGCAGUCACACCAGCUCAAAGAGCUGCUACUCAGUAGGGAAUUAAC